AUGAACAGAACAAUCACCAACAUAUUCUCUUCCUCACCGUAUCCCACUGCAAUACAGACAUCACUGGAAGCUCUAGCGACAAUAGCGCGUUUCGACAGCUCGGGAAGAUUCGUUGCAGCAGGAAGAAACGACGGUCUCGCCGUCAUCUGGGACUUGGACACCAAAGGCCCGGUGCGGUGGCUGGAGGGGCAUGUCAAGGGUAUCACAAGCGUAGACUGGUCAAAGAACUCGCGAUAUGUUCUGACCUCCUCCAAGGACUGGAAUGUGAUCAUUUGGGACCUUGCCUCGGAAACCGACCCUCCGCGCCGCCAAGCUACCAUCCGGUUUGACGUCGUCGUGCUCUCUGCGUCUUUCCAUCCGAAAAACAGCAAGAUAAUUCUUGUCGUGCUGAAUAGCUACGAAGCGUUUCUGGUGGACCUGCGCAAGGAGUAUAAAGGGCGAUACGAACUUUGCGAGUAUCAGGAAGAUGAGGAGUGGAGGGUCGGCGUUACCACGGCCAGGUUCGACCCUUCAGGAAGGCACAUAUUUGCCGGCACGACGCAAGGGCACAUUCUCGUAUUCAACACACGCACAAAAACGAUCGUAGCUCGUCAUAAAGUUGCGGGUCUAGGUGCGGGUGUGACAUUUCGAGGCUUCGAGUUCACGCCCUCGGGGAGGAGAUUGGCGACGAACUCGUCCGACCGUGUAUUGCGACAGCUGAGCCUCCCGCUCUAUCCCACUCCCACCACCGACGACUACAUCGAGUCCGAGCUUGAACCCAGCCUGCGCUUCCACGACCCCAUCAGCAAGGUGUCCUGGCAUGCGAUGUGCUACAGCCCUGACGGACAAUGGCUGGCAGGAGGCGCUGCCGACGACGCGUCCCACAAGAUUUACAUCUGGGAACUGGCGCGAGAAGGCCUCCUCGCGAACACCUUGGAUGGCGGUCGCGAACUGUUGACAUACGUCCACUGGCACCCCAGCAAGCCCGUCAUCGCCUCGGUCACCAAUCAAGGCAACAUCUUCAUCUGGCACACCCCGACGACAGAGCGAUGGGGUGCGUUCGCCGGCGGUUUCACAGAGGUGGACGAGAACGUCGAUUAUGAGGAGCGCGAGGACGAGUUUGAUAUUGAGGACGAAGCGGAGAUAGCUCGUCGCAAGAUGCUUGAGGAAGAAGAUCACGUCGAUAUCGAGACCGAGAUCGUGGGGGAAGCUGUCAACGGCAACGCAGAUCACGCAAAAAUGAACAGUGACCAAGACGAAGAUGCCCUCUGGGCUCUCGAAGAGCCCGAGGACGAUGACAAAGAGUGGCGUCUGAAGGUUUUGACCGAGGACGACGAGUACUAG
Messenger RNA from Epithele typhae, 1323 nucleotides. Its product is annotated as COMPASS complex protein. The transcript has 10 exons. The record is from RefSeq and is a predicted model, not a curated record. Gene Ontology annotation, cellular component: Set1C/COMPASS complex. Bases 1 to 1323 code for a protein of 440 amino acids. NCBI's taxonomy places the organism in Eukaryota, Fungi, Basidiomycota, Agaricomycetes, Polyporales, Epitheliaceae. Gene Ontology annotation, molecular function: protein binding.